Messenger RNA from Suillus subalutaceus, 1908 nucleotides. RefSeq lists its product as uncharacterized. Bases 197 to 1621 code for a protein of 474 amino acids. Gene Ontology annotation, molecular function: FAD binding; monooxygenase activity. Gene Ontology annotation, biological process: secondary metabolite biosynthetic process. NCBI's taxonomy places the organism in Eukaryota, Fungi, Basidiomycota, Agaricomycetes, Boletales, Suillaceae. The transcript is spliced from 9 exons. The record is from RefSeq and is a predicted model, not a curated record.
UAGCUUCCCUGAAUCUUCUAGCGAGACUGUCUUUUUUUACCUACCGAGGACAACAAAGUCCACUUUUGCCCACCAUUCGACUAGAGUCACCGCUUUGGACUCAAGUUCUCUUCUAUCAGGCUACAGAACCAUUUGCUACCCUGGACUCGUCCCUAUUACUUUUUAUCAUUGUAGGACUCAUCACUCAUCGGUCAUCAUGCCAGGAGGAUCGCUUAACAUGCCCAGAAGUACUUCGCAGAUGUUACGCUUCAUAGUCGUUGGAGGGAGCAUCGCAGGCGUCGCUUGCGCAUAUGCGCUACAAGCAGCAGGCCACCAAGUAUUAGUUGUGGAGCAGGGCGAUGGGAGGUGUGAUAGUCACGGCGGCAUACGGUCUCCACCAAAUAUGACGCGCCUGCUGAAUCAUUGGGGACUCGGACCUGCUAUCUCCCGAGUUGCGAUAAAAGCCAACAGAUUUACUUUCAUGGAUGGGAAAUCUGGGGAAGAACUUGGCACUCUCGUACUGCACGAGAAGCUUAUGAAGGCGUUGGCGGCGGACUUUCUAUAUAUCCAGCAUGGAGCACUGCACACGAUAUUCGUCGAGUAUGCCAAAAAUGCCGGCGUUCAGUUCCGAUAUAACACGGAAGUCGUAUCGGUCGAUCCGUGGAAGGGCAUGGUGAUUAUGCGCAAUGGUGCUAAAUUGUCUGCGGACGUAAUUGUUGGCGCGGAUGGUUAUAGGAGCGUCGUGCGUCCUGUGGUGGUUGGUCCUGAAGGAGUGAAAGGCGUUUUGGAUAAGCGUGUAUCGGUAAACAUCACCGUACCCACAGACCUGAUGCGGCAACACAAAGAUCUUGUUAAAUUAACGGUCUCACCAGAGUGGUCACUAUGGUUGGGUGAUGAUUGCGCGACGCAUGGGCUACUCACCGUUGAUCCCCGGUCACUCAAGAAAGAAUAUGCAGUAGUCAUGCAUGUUCCUACGGAUGGAAAACCGGCACCAAACUCGUGGGAUCGGUCACAACCUUUGGAUAAGAAAUUUUUGAAGCUGGACCGCUUUGAACCUAGAAUACAAAAGCUAGUAGGACUUGCGCAAACUAUGACUCCAACUGGCCAUACUAUUUACGAACCCUUUGAUAAUUGGGUUCAUGAGAGCGGAAAGGUAGUACUAGUUGGUGAGGCCGCCCACCCAUUGAUGCCCAACGGGUCACAUAAUGCUGCAAUGUCGAUAGAGGACGCCAUGACACUAUCGACUCUCUUUUCUCUCCCAGCAUCUAAAUCGCAUACGUCCGUUCUCCUUUCCGCUUACGAAGAGCUGCGACAGCCACGUUGCGCUGCGACGCAAGCUUCUGAAUUACGGAAACGAGAUUUCAUAUGCUUGCCUUUGGGUCCUGAUCAACAACUUCGCGAUGACGGUUUGCGAGAUGCAAGAGCGCGGGCGUUGCUUGACUGGGACGAUGCGGAAGAAGAGUUUUUACGUGAUACAUGGGAGGAAUAUAUCGACCUAUUCGCUUUUGACGCUCAGGAAGCGGUGGAGGAUUGGUGGACAAAAUGGGGGCCGGCUAUAUCGCGCCCGCGGAUGGUAGACUCUCGAAUAGAGAGCGCAGUGGGCAGGUUUGAAUCGUUGCAUCUGAAAGUGGAUAUUUCGUAGGAGGCGGUAGUAUGAGUGCUUUUGCAGGAGGAGGAACGAAAUAAUCGUGCUUCGAUACCUUGGACGCUAUUUACCCACACGACGACACCCCAAGCUGAAGGACGAUCAGUUUAGAUGCUCGCGCCUCAUUGCUUUCAUAUCGAUACCAUGUAUUAAUAUUACCAUUGUCGUACGGGAUUUGGAUGUAGUUUCUGUUUCUUGCUUGUUAUACUACUACAACCUGUCGUUUGUUUACCGAUGUGACCGUUCGUUUGCGUCGACAGCCUGAAAGCAACUACAUGUACAUG